AUGCACCUGCGGGUACUUAUCCGAGGCACGUCCAUGUUGAAUGUCGUCAAGAAGGUCCACUGGGAACCCCGGGCCAUCGUCGUGGAACUCAAUCACGAGAAACUCCAGGCCGUUGUUCUCCGUGAUGCUCACUGUGAUGGUUACCUGAACAUGGUCGAGGUGGUGCGUGCAGUUACUCAUGGCGUAUCGCAGGCACUCUGGAAGGGACUUGGCGUUAAGGUAGGCGUUCUCUGUGUAGAGGCCUUCAAAACGUUGACAGACCGCAACGUCGUUGGCAACACACUGAGCUCCAUAAUCCAUGAUCACCUGACCGAGCAUCUGUCGUAUGUUCACAACGUGCAAAUCCUCCGUCGAGGCCAUCAUCGCACGACAUGUUGUAUCAAAACUGCUCAGCACAGAAGCAAUUUGGUGCAGACGUUCUUCAUAGGUGCAAUCACCAUCCUGAAGCACAGUGCUAAUCUGAUCUAG
This is a messenger RNA of Trypanosoma grayi, 468 nucleotides long. RefSeq lists its product as hypothetical. The record is from RefSeq and is a predicted model, not a curated record. Bases 1 to 468 code for a protein of 155 amino acids. Lineage: Eukaryota; Euglenozoa; Kinetoplastea; Trypanosomatida; Trypanosomatidae. The transcript has a single exon.